GCAGAGUGUUAGUGCUGCCCACAGUGUUGCCAGGCAUCCCUGGAAGAGGAGGAGGUGCAUUCAGCACUGAGACGUUUGUGAAGUCUGUGUGAGUUGUGUGCUCUCGCAGCAGGCAGAGAGAGUAAAGACCUUUGCCAGAUCUGGAGCUCAUCUGAAAUACAUUAAAACCCCUGGAGAAGAAGGAUCCUCUGUAAAACUGUGCUGCGUUGGACACUCCACCGAGGUUUUCUAUUUGCUGUUCGGUGUACACCCAUGCGAGUAGCUGCAACUCCACCAGAAGACUGACUGCUUUUGUGUCCUCCAGUCAAAAUAUUUUCCACACUCCUGGGAGCAGGAGAGAGGUUUACAGUGCUUGAAGAAGUCUGUGCGCCACAGCAACGAGGGAAUAAAAGUUGUUUUCAAAAAAGGAAGACCCAGACUUCAAAAGAGGCAUCACCCCUGUGGCUCCCUGCGUCGUGUGCAGAGCAGAUUUCAAGGACAAGAGAGCAGCGGUCACAUAUAUACAGGAAACACCUGAAGAUUUUCCAGGGCUCAGACACAGGAAAUACGGCCCCAGAAAACAAACCCAGCUCGAUCUCUGAUUUUUGUAAGAGGCUCACAAUCACAUUAGUCUAUCAACAUGUCACGCUGGGGGAGGAAAAAUGUGAAAAAGGCACCAGAGGUGAUCCGCACUGUGACAGAAGGCCUAAAGUCUCUGUAUCGAAAGAAGCUGCUGCCUCUGGAGCAGUACUACGGUUUCCAUGAUUUCCACUCCGCCAGUCUGGAGGAUGCAGAUUUUGACAACAAGCCUAUGGUGCUGGUGGUGGGGCAGUACUCUACGGGGAAGACGACAUUCAUCAAGUAUUUACUGGAGCAGGAUAUUCCUGGAAGCAGGAUUGGACCUGAACCUACCACGGAUUGCUUCACUGCCAUCAUGCAUGGGGAGGUGGAGGGGGUCAUCCCCGGGAACGCCCUCAUUGUGGACCCCAACAAGCCGUUCCGCAAACUAAAUCCAUUUGGAAACACCUUCCUCAACAGGUUCCAGUGCGCCCAGAUGCCCAACCAGGUCCUGGAGAGCAUCAGCAUUAUUGACACACCGGGAAUCCUGUCCGGGGCCAAGCAGAGAGUGAGCCGAGGCUACGACUUCCCAGCUGUGCUGCGCUGGUUUGCAGAACGCGUGGACCGCAUCAUCCUGCUGUUCGACGCCCAUAAACUAGAGAUAUCGGACGAGUUCUCCGAGGCCAUCAGUGCCCUGAAGGGCAACGAGGACAAACUGCGUGUGGUGCUCAACAAGGCAGACAUGGUGGGCACCCAGCAGCUGAUGCGGGUGUACGGUGCACUCAUGUGGUCCCUGGGCAAAGUGUUUGGCACCCCGGAGGUCCUGCGCGUCUACAUCGGCUCCUUCUGGUCCGAGCCCUUGAUGGUGACGGACAACCGCAAGCUGUUUGAGCUGGAGGAGGAGGACCUGUUUGCUGACAUCCAAAACCUUCCUCGCAACGCAGCCCUACGCAAACUCAACGACCUGGUCAAGAGGGCGCGCCUGGUCCGGGUCCAUGCCCACAUCAUCAGCUAUCUGAAGCAGGAGAUGCCGUCUCUCUUCAGAAAGGAUAAUAAAAAGAAGAAUCUGAUCUACCAGCUGCCAGUUAUUUUCUCCAAGAUCCAGCUGCAGCACAACAUUUCUCCUGGAGACUUCCCAGACUGUACUAAGAUGCAGGAGCAACUGAUGGUUCAUGAUUUCACCAAGUUCAAAUCCUUGAAGCCCAACCUCAUGAUGGCCUUGGAUGAGUUGCUGGCAUCUGACAUCGCCAAGCUGAUGCCCCUCCUGAGGCAGGAGGAGCUGGAAGCAGGUGAGCAACUGGGCGUGCAGGGCGGAGCCUUCCUGUGCACCCGCACCGGACCAUUCAGCGAGGGCGACCCCUUCGCCGAGGAGAACGGAGAGCUGUGUGAAGGGGAGGAGGACGAGGACUGGGUGGUGACGAAAGACAAGCCCAAGUACGACGAGAUCUUCUACAACCUCGCUCCCAACGAGGGGAAACUGAGCGGCACCAAGGCUAAGAACUGGAUGGUGAGUUCCCGCCUACCCAACUCGGUGCUGUGCCGCAUCUGGAAGCUGUCAGAUGUGGAUCGGGAUGGCAUGUUGGAUGACGAAGAAUUCGCCCUGGCUGGCCACCUGAUCGAGGUCAAGCUCGAGGGCCAUGGUCUCCCACCUGAGCUGCCCAACCGUCUGGUCCCGCCGUCCAAACGCAGACAGAAGGGCUCUGAUGCAUAGACACGAGCUGACAGAGACUCUACUCUCUAAAUUGGCUGUCACACUUCUGCUUUGCUGUUGUUUUCCUUUUCGACCCAUGUCAAAAGCUUUGUAUGCUUUUGACUGAUUUUGGCCUCGUACAAUGGAAAUAUUGUAUUCAAGUGUUAGUCCCAUGCUUGAGACUGUAACAAGGGCUCUUUGCAAAAAAACAAACAAAAAAAAAAAACAGAUUAUGUAUUUAGAAGUCACAUGGGUCUGGCUGCUUCUCCCCCUUUGACUCCUAAGAGUUUGCUUUUUAUUAUGCACUUUUUAAAUGAUAUAUCAUCUUGUGUGUGCUGAGCAGAGGUGAAUAAAAGCUGGCGCCCUCUCAGCUGAGCAGUAUUCAGUAUAUAUAGCUUUCACAGAAAUACCACAAAAACCUUUGAAUCCAUCACUCACUGCAGUGACCAGACUGGAGCGGCACAAACAAGAUUAUGCUACUUCAGACCUGACCAUUCCAGUGAGAUGAUCGUCAACAAAACUAUUUUACACAAACUAAUUGUAUUCACAUGAUUUGUAUGAUAUCAAUUCCAAUUCAAACUGGCAGCACAUAUCUAAUAACCUGAACGCGUUUCACUCUGAUGCUUUACAUGCCACAUUUAUAUUUUUUGUGUGUGUGCGUACUUUAUAUAUUGUUAUUAUUUUUGUAAUUGUUGCUGUCGUUUCGUAUGUGCAGGAGCGCGACCUUGGUACACGCUGAGGUUAACCUUUCAACCAGACUGAAUGAUUGAUAUACUGCUGACUACUGUACACAGCUCCACCAACGUUAACUGUUAUUGUAACCAAAUAAAGUUUUCCAACUGUG
This is a messenger RNA of Solea senegalensis (Senegalese sole), 3071 nucleotides long. RefSeq names its product EH-domain containing 2b (gene ehd2b). The coding region runs from base 620 to 2248 and encodes 542 amino acids. Gene Ontology annotation, molecular function: calcium ion binding; GTP binding; protein binding. Gene Ontology annotation, biological process: endocytosis; endosomal transport. NCBI's taxonomy places the organism in Eukaryota, Metazoa, Chordata, Actinopteri, Pleuronectiformes, Soleidae. The record is from RefSeq and is a predicted model, not a curated record. Gene Ontology annotation, cellular component: cytoplasm; plasma membrane. The transcript has 7 exons.